Messenger RNA from Liolophura sinensis, 4226 nucleotides. RefSeq lists its product as uncharacterized. Gene Ontology annotation, molecular function: ceramide kinase activity. Lineage: Eukaryota; Metazoa; Mollusca; Polyplacophora; Chitonida; Chitonidae. Gene Ontology annotation, biological process: ceramide metabolic process; phosphorylation. Bases 84 to 2690 code for a protein of 868 amino acids. The transcript is spliced from 13 exons. The record is from RefSeq and is a predicted model, not a curated record.
AUGGCUGGCGUCGCUUUACACAUACCCUACGCUCAAAACUUGACAUUUCGUGGGUGAAUUUUCUUAAAUAUUAAGGUUUGAUCAUGGCGAACCGUGCCAAUGAUUUACAAUUAGAGGAUUUCACCUACGAUGACGACGGAUUACCGGUGCCAGUGCCUGCAAAUCCGCGAACUAGGAACAGUCUUUCGUCAGUCCUGACCACAAACAACAACAACAACGACAACCCUCACGGUCGCCGCAAAUCAGAAGGUUCAACUGGGCGACGAAGAGAUCGCGAUACCGAUGACCAGAAUCCCAAACCAAAGUCCAGACAAAGGACACACGGAAAUAAACGAUACCAAGAUCAUUCACCCGUGAAUGAUAUAUUCAAUACAUCGUCCAGUACUUUACCCGAUGUGGAGACGAUUCGUAUAGAUUCCGGACCUUUGCGAAAGCCGCGUGAAUCCCCAGAGACUGUUGUGCAGAGUAGACCUCUUGAAGAUGGCAUUGACGAUGAGAUUUCUUGUUUGACUUUACCGCCGGAAAAUGGACCCGGUAAAAAAAGAGGCCAGAGGUCCUCAAAGGGUCAUAGUGAUCCUCCUCCAGUGGAAAGACGCCCUCAGCUCCGCCCUCACAAAUUCACAGAUGUGGGGGAAGACUGGGAAGGCGAUCUGCAGGCUAUGUUUGACAUUGAUGGGGAGGGCUUUGAUGUGCGGCUCACCUCAACCAAACUGACAUUGUCCCCGAUGAGUUCAGGAAGCAGGAGAAAGAAUAAACGCAAAGGCAGUGGGUUAUUUCGAUCUUCAAGCCGGUCAAAUCUGAAAAAUAGCUCACUCAAUAUAAACAGUGCUGGAGAUGAGGUGAUUCGGCUGAAGGAUGUGUAUGGUGCGAAAGUGAAGUAUAAGCCAUCACCUAACCAGUCCAGUACCAGUGAAGGCAUCUGUGUAGGAUUAACAGUCUUCACUGUUGUAAAGAAGGAUGCAAACAAACUGAAAAUUUGUCCUGUGUCUUUAGAUCACCCAAGUGAGUCACUGUCCAGGCAGUGGGUCAGUCGGAUUGCCAGCGCUUUGAAGGUCUUCACAAGCAGACCAAAGCGUGUGAAGGUGAUUUUACAACCUCAUGCAGGAAAAAGACUGGGAGCAGGUCUCUACAAAACGCAUAUCAUGCCAAUAUUUAAACUGGCUGGAAUAGAAGGAGACCUGAUGGGAGUCCAGUACAAUGAACACAUCAAGCAGGAAAUGAUACACAUGGAUCUGAGCAAUUAUGAUUGUAUUGUGUGUAUUGGAGGGGAUGGCACGGUCAGGCAGGUGGUCAGUGGACUGCUGACCAACACUCAGGAACAACACAACAUACCCAUGAAGAAGGGCUUCUCCCCCGCCCCAGCCAAGAUACCCUUAGCCAUAGUAGCCACAGGCACCACAAACCAUAUAGCAUACUCAGUGCUGGGAACAGAAGAUCCCAUUACAGGAGCAUUACAUGUCGUGUUGGGUCACAGCCAGCCAGUGGACGUGUGCUCUGUCUACUCUGAGGACAAACUGCUUACCUGGGUGUUCAACAGUCAGUACGGCUUUGCCGGUAACGUCCUGGAAUUUGCUGACCGCUACAAGGCCUUGGGACCUAAGAGGAUAGAUGCAGCCUUCCUGAAAGCCAUGACUAAAGCUAAGCUCAGACCGUAUGAGUGUGACAUUGAGUACAUCCCUAGUGCUAACCUUGACAAUAGUCACACCAAUGACAAGGUUGUCUGUAUGAGAGGGUGCUCUGUGUGUAAGUCUGACAGGGACAGGGACAGUGUCAGCAGUGAUGUGGUGGAGGACUAUGACCCACUGGCUGUUUCCAGCACUAGCAGCACCUUCAUGGACUUGACAGAGGAGAGUCCAUGGAGGCAGUGUAAAGGGGACUACUUUAAUGUGGGUGUGUUUGCUCUGCCGGGCAGGGUUAACUUCGCCCCCCAGGGCCUCAGUAAGUUCACACACCUUUCGGACGGAUGUAUGGAUCUCGUUCUCAUCAAAAACACGGAGAGGAAGGAAUUUGUCCGGUUCCUGAAGCGUCAUGCCACCUCCAAAAAUCAGUUUGACUUACCAUUUGUGGAGACGCAUCGAGUGAAGGAGAUUCGAUUCCGUCCACGUCUGCCUAUCACAUGGAACUACAAAGACUACAACUUCAGCGAAAUUGACUAUGAAAUGGGGAAAGUUGAGAAGCGCUUGAACCAGCGGACCAAGUCUUUGAACAUGAUUCCCGUGGGUGUGGACUCAGAUGAUGACUCAGAUGAGGAUUCUGACGAUGACAGCUUGAGCCACGUAAAAACGAAGAGCCAGAUUAUGUCAGCAGGUGGUGACCAGGAGGCAGAAAUAAGUGACACAGAAUCUAGUCAGGGCCAUGAUAGCAAUCAGCGCAAGUGCAGAAAGCAGUCCAGUACUAGUGUCCAUGCAACGACUGUUAAUGCCAAUCCUCACCGCUAUCGCAUGACCUUCACUGAGAAGGAGAUUAUUCGCAGGCGACAGAAACAAGCCAAAAAAGAUGAAAAGAGAAAAGCUAAAGAAGAGAGUAAAAUGAGAUCACGGUGGAAUUUUGACAAUGAAAUAUUCAACAACAGUUUGGAAAUUGACAUAAGGGUACACCAGGGCCUGUUACAGAUAUGUGGGCAGGGCAUAUCGCCAGACACAGAGCCGGAGGAGACUAAGAUGUCCUGUCUGCCAGCCAUAGUUCUGUGAGGUUGUUCUAUUGUGACAGUCUUUGUAGGGUGACACAGUAGACCAGGGCAUAUCCCCAAACACAGAGCCUGAGGAGACAAACAUGUCCUGUCUGGUUGUUUUCUCCUGAGGCAUUUUGUCUGGGGUGACAGAGUAGACAGGGCAUAUCCCCAUACACAGAGCCUGAGGAGACAAACAUGUCCUGUCUAAUAGUUCUCUCCUGACGCAUUUUGUCUGGGGUGACAGAGUAGACAGGGCAUAUCCCCAUACACAGUACCUAAGGGGACUUCCUGUCAGCCAGCCAUUGUUCUGUGAAGUUGUUCAUUCUGUCACAGUCUGUCUGGGGUUACAGGACGUAAAUGCACAUGAUGGGCACAAGGCAAUAUGUGCAUGUUUGUGUAUUAACAUAGACAUAACAUUAUAUAUACAUGUACACUACCUCAUCAUCACAAGUUUUUCUUCACUGAAACAUUUGCAAAUACAUGCACACGUAGAUGCAUACCACAACGACAGAGUGGUUUGAUAUGUCUGCAAACAAGCGGUACUGAAUCCUGUGUCAUUGUGACACCAGCUGUUACCAUUCAGAAGUAGAGAAGCACAGUAAAAGAUAAUGUCUGAUUCAUCUUCAAAGUUCAUGACAUUGUCAGUGAUUUGUAUGUUAUGUUAUAUAGUGCUAGGAUACUGCAGAUUAAUACGGAUUGAGAUGUUAUAAGGUAGGUGUUGUAAACCAGGGGGUUGUGCAUAGAAUUGGUAUUAAGGCCCACCCAUAACCCUCACCCAUAACCCCACGCCCACAAUCCCAACUCCAACCCCACCCUCAAUCGACACCGACCCAUACCCCCACCAUUUUCUUUUCAAUGAGAAACCAUUUUCAGUCAAAUUAGUCUCCUGGUCCCUCAGCUAUUUUGAUAAUACAUGUAUCUGUAUCUGUCACGACCACCCCCUUACCCCAGACUGCUUCGGUGGCCUAAUGGUUAGAGUGUGCGCUUCGAAGGGAUCAAAGCCUGGGCGGAUUGUACAAAACACUUCAAAAAUGGUACAUUGUACCUGCUUCGACCUCGCUUGGUCCUCAUCAAUGAGAGGUUAGAGCAAGGAAACAGGACUGGUUGGCCCGGUGUCAGUAUAAUGUGACUAGGUGGGGUGUCAUGUCUGCUGUUUUCUGCCGGCUGCUGCUGUAUUUGUACCAGUAACGAGUAAAAAAACUCUACCAGCCACUGCUGUAUUUUUACUGGUAACCAGUAAAAAACCUGCCUGGCACUGCUGUAUUUGCACUGUUAACCAGGAAAAACACCUGCCUGGCACUGCUGUAUUUGUACUGGUAACCAGUAACAAAAUCUGCCUAGCAUUGCUGUAUUUGUACUGUAGCUGGUAACAAAACCUGUCAGGCAUUGCUGUAUUAGUACUGGUAGUCAGUAACAAAACCUCCUUGUUACUGCUGUGUUUGCACUGAUAACCUCUGACAAAACUUACCUGGCACUGCUCUACUGGUGCUGGUCACCAGGAACAAAACCCGCCUAGCACUGCUGUAUUUGUACUGGUAACCAGUAACAAAACAUG